AUGGAAAACUUACCGUUAUUACCCGGUAAUCGUUUUUCAGAUGUAACGCGUACUAAUUUUAUAGUACCACGUACAUUAUCAUUCAAAAAUGGUCAUCGAAUUAUUCGGGUACCUCGAUUUGGUAUCGGUCAAACAUAUAAACCAGAUAUCUGUUUAACAGAAGAUGAACGUCAAUUAUUAGAUAAUUUUCAACCUGAACUUAUCUAUGGUAAAGUACGUGUACAAGAACCACGAAAAUUUGUACCAGCUACUCUAUUUUAUGAUAAAAAAAUACUUCGAUUUUAUGGUUAUUUUAAACAAAUAAUUCAUGAAAGUCCAUUAGAAUCAUAUCGUAUACGACAAGUAAUCAUUUAUUAUUAUCUGGAAGAUGAUACGAUUGCUAUUUAUGAAAUUCCUUAUAAAAAUAGUGCACUAAAUCAAGGUAUGCGUAUUCGUCGUCACCGAAUAUCUAAAAAUGAUCAAAAUGAACCAUACAAUUGGCGUGAUUUAAAUCUACGUCAAAAUUUAAUUAUUUAUGGUACAAUCUAUCGAAUAUGUGAUUGUGAUCAAUUUACUAGAGAAUGGCUUGAAAGUGAAGGUAUUGAAUUACAAUGUUCGGAAUCAAUUCCAUCAGAUCCUUAUAUGUUAAAAUUAAUGGAAAAAAAUCAAAAUAAAUUCAAAGAUAUUUUAAUAGAAGAAAAAGUUAUAGACAAAAAAAUGGAUGGAAAAAUUUUAAGAUUCUAUGCUAUGUUUAAUAAUCAAGAUCAUUUUAGAAAAUUUAUUAUUCAAGUCUAUUUGAUUGAUAGUACUAUUGAAAUACGAGAAAUUCAUCGAAAUAAUAAUGGUUAUGAUCCAUUACCAAUUUAUCUUCGUCGACAAUUAGUACCAAAAGACUCACCAUAUAAUAUCAAAUCAUUUGUAAAUCUUUUUCUUGAUCAACGUGAACAAAAUAAAAUCAAUUAUUUAAAAGCGAAUGAUUUUAUACUUGGUGAACAUAUAACAAUAUUCAAUCAUGUAUUCUUUUUAUAUGAUUGUGAUAAAUUUACAAGAGAUUUUUGUCAAUUUGAUAUUAAUCGAUUACCUUCUAUAUCACCACAUAGUGAAGAUAAAACAAAAAAUAUUGUACGAAAAUCAAUCGAAAACGAACAACGUGUUUUACGUUACGAAGCAAUUCUGGAAUCAUCGAAUGAAGAUGAUCGUUGUCGACGAUUUCUUAUUGUUUAUCGAUUAGCGGAUGAUUUUAUAUCGGUGUAUGAAAAACCACUUGAUGGAUAUGGAUGUUUAACUAGGAAAUUUCUUGAACGUGUUCGAAUUCCUAAACCAGAUAGUCAUCCGGAUGCGCCAAUUUAUUAUCAACCAAAUGAUUUUUAUAUUGGAGCUCAUGUAGAAUUUUAUAAACAUCGUUUUAAAAUUAUCAAUGCCGAUUGUUUUGUAUUAAAAUUUAUUGAAGAAAAUCAAGAACAAUUUUCACAACAUGUUAUUGAUUCAUUUCGGAAAUAUGUUUGUUCUACGGAAAAUCAAAAAUCAAACUAA
Messenger RNA from Adineta steineri, 1512 nucleotides. The record is from the annotation of a GenBank genome assembly. Lineage: Eukaryota; Metazoa; Rotifera; Eurotatoria; Adinetida; Adinetidae.